Molecule: messenger RNA, 908 nt
Organism: Etheostoma spectabile (orangethroat darter)
Lineage: Eukaryota; Metazoa; Chordata; Actinopteri; Perciformes; Percidae
Product: oocyte zinc finger protein XlCOF19
Biological process (GO): regulation of transcription by RNA polymerase II
Molecular function (GO): RNA polymerase II cis-regulatory region sequence-specific DNA binding; DNA-binding transcription factor activity, RNA polymerase II-specific
Source: RefSeq, a predicted model, not a curated record
CAUUUGGCUGCUCGUACUGUGACAAGAGGUUCUCGACAAAUGGAGAAAUGAAGUCCCAUGUGCGCAUUCACACCGGUGAGCGGCCGUAUGCCUGUACUUUUUGUAACAAGAGAUUCACACAGCCAUAUAUGCUCACUGUGCACAUCAGGAGGCAUAAGAAAGAGAAGCCGUACCUGUGCAGCACAUGUGGUAUGUCCUUUCGUACUUCUGGGGCCUUGCGGGUGCACACACGCAAGCACACAGGGGAGCGGCCUAAUCAAUGCGACAUCUGUGGAAAAGGUUUUACCACAGCUAUGCAUUUAACACAACAUCGGCAGUUCCACACAGGAGAGAGGCCGUAUGCUUGCUCACAAUGUGACAUGUCGUUCAAACUGGAGACAGGACUGAAGAGACACAUGAAGACACACAAGAGAGAAACCUUACCAGUGUUUACCAUGUCACAAGGCUUAACAUGAGGGUAGACCUCAAGGUCCAUACGAUCAUCUAGCAUACUGUUUCGACUUUUGGAGAAUGUAUAUUUAGUUAUAAAGAAAAGCCUGGUUCAUUUCUACACAAGGGGACGUUGUUUUAGGGAAUUUCCAUGACAGUACAACACCAACAUGUAUGUAAAUAUGGACCUGAACACUCAAAUGUUACAUGUGUGGAGUAAUGUGUACCUCAUGUUUUAGGAGACCAUUAGCUUAGUUACUGUAGUUUACAGACUUCUGAAUACAAAAUCUACCAAAAUUAAAGAGUGCUCGCACUUGUUCACACUUCUGCACGACCAUUCAAGUGCACUCAGUGUAACAAGGCAUACAACUGGCGCCAACACCUGAAACACCAUUUACUCACUCACAUCUAAAUGAACAGUCCGUUCCUUUGCUUGCGCCUUUGUGAGAAGAGUUUUAGUUCUCAAUCUUUACUUAAAG